Molecule: messenger RNA, 585 nt
Organism: Neoarius graeffei (lesser salmon catfish)
Lineage: Eukaryota; Metazoa; Chordata; Actinopteri; Siluriformes; Ariidae
Gene: liat1
Product: ligand of ATE1
Exons: 2
Coding region: 1-585 (194 amino acids)
Biological process (GO): protein arginylation
Source: RefSeq, a predicted model, not a curated record
AUGGCAACUUUAACUGGGAAACUGCGUGGUCACAGGGAUGGGAUUCAAUCAUCCCAGAUUCCUCACACUCCACCUGGAUCUGCAGGGAGAGAAGGAAAGAAGAAGAAGAAAAGAAGAAACACGACUAAAGAGAAAAACAAACCCAGCUGUGAGCAAAAGAAGAGAGGACAUCCGAGCACACCUUCCCAUUCUGAUGACUCAGAGAAACCCCAGACGCAACGGUCAAGCAACACGGAGACGAGCAGUGACCUGAACCCUGCCAAAGGCCAUGUCAAAGAGCGGAGUGGAAGGAAAUGCCGUAAAGGCAAACACACACAGACUGCAGUGGAGGAAACCCCAGCUCCAGAGACAGAGGAAAAAAUGGAAGUGAGCAGCCAAGCACAGGAGAGCCUGAGGUGGGAAGGGGUUCUGGAUGAUCCGAUUGCUGAAGCAGAGCGGCUGGAGGUCUACAAAGCUAACCGGCGCAAACGCUACAUGGCAUUCAAACAGACACUAUUAGAAAAUGCCAAGGCGGUGCUAGGUUCUGAGUCAGAUGUGAAUAAACUGGGUAGAACAUGCAAAGCUGGUUCAGCAGCUAUUGUGUAG